Thelazia callipaeda (thelaziosis nematode) is the source of this 792-nucleotide messenger RNA. The record is from the annotation of a GenBank genome assembly. NCBI's taxonomy places the organism in Eukaryota, Metazoa, Nematoda, Chromadorea, Rhabditida, Thelaziidae.
AUGUUGGAUUCUGCUAACGAUUUCAAUCCUUUCAUCGUAGCCAUAUGCUUUUAUAUGCUGGUAUUUCUUAUUGCCGAGUUCACUCGAAAGCUUGUUGACGGAUUUGUUACGGCCGGCUCUUUGCUUUAUUAUUUUUUACUAGAAGCUAUCGCGACAGCUCAAAUGUGUUCUUGCGUUUAUGAAAACGCUGUCAUAAUUCGUCACUAUGGCCAGUUGGGCUUUUUUUUCGCAGUUUAUUCGUUACUUUUUGUUGCUAGUACUAUGAAUCGAGGAGCAUUUGUCUCACCACUUCCACCUAUUGAGCUUUUCUACAAAAAUACCAUUUCGUUGGGAAGGUUCUUGGUAACGAUCGCUGGUCAAAUUGUUGGUGGUUUUUCUGCUUAUCGGGUGGCUCGUAAUUUGUGGUACUGGUCAUUAAAUCUUUCCACCGAUCAUGCUGUUUUCUAUAAAAAUACUAGUUGCGAAAUUGCCUACAAGGUACCAUUCGUCUUUGUUCUUUCUUUUGAAGUGAUUGGGUGUUUCCUAAUGCGCUUCAUUUUGUGUCGAAUUCCAGCUCAUUCAAAAAAGCUUAUUACACCAGCUGUUAUAUCAGCCUUCUUAACUUUUGCUUUAUUAGUGCUUGGUGUUCCUGGUCUGAAUCCAACAGUUGCUUCAUCACGUUUGCAAGGAUGUGACGGACUGGAUACUUCUUGGUUUAUUCUGACUUAUUGGAUAUGUCCUGCAAUAGGUUGGAUGUUGUCAGUUUUGAAUGAUGAACGUAUAAUUGGGUCUGUUGAAAGAAAAGAAAAAUAA